CUCUCUCUCUCUCUCGCUCUCUCUCUCUCUCUCUCUUUCCCUUUCUUAAAUUGACAUUGGUCUGGCUCGAAACAUGAUAACAGAAAAGCCUUCCUCCGCUCCGCGUUGUCGGGCUGUCCUCAACCCCGAUCACUUGAAACUCAAAUAAGCAGGCGUUCAGAGGAAAAAAAAAAAAAAAGAAAAAGAAAAAGAAAACAGAGGAUCGCACACUAUCCUGUCAGCUGGUGCUCAGAGGGAAUAACAAGAAACCUUUAUAUCACACUCACGCACCCUUGUAUGUGCUCUUGCGUAUCGUAGAAAGUGCUCGUGUUGAACUACAGUGAAAGUUAACAUGUAUGUGCACGCUUUGAUACGCGCAAGCCUUGGAUUUGUAGGUUUCUGCUUGGUCGCCUUUGUCCAACAGUCAGCUUCAGGAAGUAAAACCACUCAAGAUGUGGACGAAUGUGCAGAGGCACUUGACAACUGCAGCAUCGAUGCCAUCUGCCAGAACACCCUGAAGUCAUACAAAUGUAUCUGCAAGUCAGGCUAUAAAGGAGAUGGCAAGCAUUGUGAAGAUGUUGAUGAGUGUGCGACUGAUUACAACGGCGGCUGUGUCCACGAGUGCAUCAACAUCCCGGGAAAUUACAGGUGCACAUGCUACGAUGGAUUCCGCUUGGCACAUGAUGGACACAACUGUCUAGAUGUGGACGAGUGCUCCGAAGGCAACGGUGGAUGCCAGCAGAUCUGUGUCAACAUGAUGGGCAGCUACGAGUGUCGCUGCAGAGAAGGAUUCCUCCUGAGUGACAACCAGCACACCUGCAUCCAAAGACCUAAAGUGCAAUCAGAAGGCACAAAAGAGGGACCCACCUGCAUGGACAAGAAUCACGGGUGCGCACACAUCUGCAGAGAAACGCAGAAGGGUGGCAUCUCCUGUGAGUGCCGACCUGGAUUCCAGCUGACCCGUAACAUGAAGGACUGCAAAUUGACGUGUAACUACGGUAACGGGGGUUGCCAGCACAUCUGCGAGGAGACAGACCACGGCCCCAAGUGUUCCUGCCACAUGAAGUUUGUCCUGCACAGCGAUGGAAAAACUUGUGUAGGGGAGAGGAGUGUCCAGUCCCAGGCAGCCCCACAGCUGUUCCCUAAUGAGACCUGUGCAGUGAACAAUGGCGGCUGCGAUAGCACAUGUCAUGAUUCGGUGACAGGAGUCCGCUGCAGCUGUCCUGUUGGCUUCACUCUGCAGCCAGACCGCAAGACCUGCAAAGACAUUGAUGAGUGCCGUCUGAACAAUGGGGGGUGUGAUCAUGUGUGUCGAAACACAGUGGGCAGCUUCGAGUGCAGCUGCAAGAAAGGCUACAAGCUGCUAACCAAUGAGAGAACUUGUCAAGACAUUGACGAGUGCUCUUUCGACCGCGCUUGCGACCACUUUUGUGUCAACUCUGCCGGCAGUUUCCAGUGUCUUUGUCAUAAAGGCUACGUCCUCUACGGCCUGGCACACUGUGGAGAUAUUGAUGAAUGCAGUAUAAAUCGUGGGGGUUGUAAAUAUGGCUGCAUCAACACUCUGGGGAGCUACGAGUGUACCUGUCCACCAGGGUACAAGCUGCACUGGAACAGAAAGGACUGUAUUGAGCUGGUGAAAUGUCCUCCUGGACUGAUAGCACCAAAAGCUACUCUGACCUGCAGCAAGACGGGCAAGAAAGAGAGCUGCUCUCUUACAUGUGCUUCUAAGGCUCACUAUCUGGCAGAGUCUGAUAACAGCUACUCAGUCAGUUGUGGUAUCCCCAUUCUCAGAGGGAAGUCUCCUGCCAGGCUCAACUCCAGCAGCAGUCAGAGCUGCAUAGAGACUUUGGCCCCUCCAGUGAAGCAGACGGCAUCUUUCAAGAUUAAAAAUGCCAAAUGUCACCUGCACCCUAAACUCACCGGCAGGACGGAGGACAGGGGACGGACACUGGGACCAGGAGGAGGGCAGCCCUGCAGCAACUGCCUGGUAACAUUUGUGAACCUCAAAUGUGACUCCUCCAAGAAAGCUAAAGGGAGACGUGCUCGAAACCCCUCUAACAAAGAGGUAACACGCAUUACUUUGGAGCUGGAGGCUGAGGUCAAACCUGGAGACACUACAGGAAGUUGCAAUCUCAGCUGCCUGAGACAGCGCAUGGAGAAGCAGGUCAAGACUUAUAUCAAGGCUUUGAAGAAGUCCAUCAACCAAGAGCGCUUCCUGAUCCGGGUGGCUGGUUUGGAAUACGAGGUGGCCCAAAAACUUCCCCAAGCUGCUCCCGUUCCGGAGAACUGUGGCCCGGGCUGGGAGAGGGACAGUGGGAGAUGUGUCAGAUGUUUGCCAGGGUCUUAUUACCACGGUGAGCAGGAGCGCUGUGUCCAGUGUCCACCCGGCACUUUCCAGGAGAAGGAGGGGCAGCUGGCCUGUGACCUCUGCCCUGGCAGCGAUGGCCAUGGACCUGUUGGGGCACGAAACAUCUCCUCCUGUGCAGGCCAGUGCCCAACAGGGUACUUCUCCAGCGAUGGGUUCAAACCUUGCCAGCCGUGUCCUCAGGGCAGCUACCAGCCAGAUUUGGGUCGGACCCUGUGCUUCCCCUGUGGGGGAGGACUGAGCACCAAGCGGGAGGGCGCUAGCUCCUUCCAUGACUGUGAAGUCAAAGUUCAGUGUUCUCCAGGUCAUUACUACAACACCACAGUACACCGGUGUAUCCGCUGCCCAGUCGGGACCUAUCAGACGGAGUUUAGGCAGAACUACUGCAUUUCCUGUCCAGGAAACACCACCACUGAUUUUGAUGGUGCCACAAGUGUCUCACAGUGCAAGAACAGGCAAUGUGGUGGUGAGAUGGGCGAGUUCAUGGGUUACAUUGAGUCACCUAACUAUCCUGGUAAUUACCCUGCUAAUGUGGAGUGUAUUUGGAACAUCAAUCCGCCCAGCAAGCGCAAGAUCCUAAUCGUAGUUCCAGAGAUUUUCCUGCCCUCAGAGGAUGAAUGUGGAGAUGUGCUGGUCAUGAGGAAGAACUGGUCGGCUACAUCCAUCACCACCUAUGAGACAUGUCAGACCUAUGAGCGGCCCAUCGCCUUCACAGCUCGAUCUAGACGUCUGUGGAUUAAUUUUAAGUCCAAUGAGGCCAACAGCGCCAGAGGCUUUCAGAUUCCCUACGUUACUUAUGAUGAGGACUAUGAACAACUCGUGGAGGACAUAGUGCGGGACGGACGACUCUACGCCUCAGAAAACCAUCAAGAAAUCCUCAAGGAUAAAAAACUGAUUAAGACUCUUUUUGACGUGCUGGCUCACCCAAACAACUACUUUAAGUACACCACUCGGGAGUCCAACGAGAUGCUGCCCCGCUCCUUCAUACGUCUCAUAAGCAGCAAAGUCUCCGCUUUCCUGCGACCAUACAAGUAAAAGUGUUGCAGCUGCUGAUGUGCCGGAUCACGACCCCCCCUUCACCACCACCACCAAAUCCCCGUCCCCUCACCCUUUACCCAGACAUCCCCCUUCACGUUACAGGCCCACGACUCUCACAGGACUUAAAACACGAAACAUCCUAGUAUGUUUACCCUUCUUAUUUUUCAUAGGCUUUGACGAUAAACACUAUGCAGACCUGAGAAAUAUUGAACACCGUUUGUGUUUUAGGUUUUUUUUUUUUGUUUUUUGUUUUUGUGUUUUUGUCAGUUUCCAUUCAGCACAGGUCAGUGAUCUCGAGCAUUCUAGUGGGGAUGUACAGUAUGUGAGUGGGUUUGGUUUCUAUUGUGAUGUGCAAUGGAUUCACAGAAAACAACAAUAGAAACGCCUGUUUCAGACAGUAGGAGUGACAUUUUGUGUGUGGUUUGAGCUUGAUAGAGCUUGUUGUUGUGUUGGCUUACAGGUGCGGUCUGAGCUCCAACUCCUACCAUUAAGUAUGACUGUAAGUUUCGUGCAAGUGUUGUGUAACUCUGGUUCCAUCUUCAGUGUCUGUGUGUCGUCCUCGAGGAGGAGCAGUUGUAAAAUUAAUGUUGCAGCUGUGUUCCAGGUCAUUCAAAGCCCGGCUAGAUUUGCGCUCUUAGAGCAGUUUCCGAGGGUUUUACUGUUAAAACAGUUAAUCUAUGUUUUGCUCUGUCUGUUUAGACUGUGCCAGCGUUUUCCAACCUUCAGAUAAUUUCUGUUGCUCUUUUUUUCAAGUCAACUUAAAGCAAAUACGAAACGGUGGUUUAUCAUUCUAGGAACAAAGUGGACGUUUGGGAGAUAAACUAAUAAUUGUGCGAGCCACAGAAAUGAGAUAAUGUGAUGUCUAGUGGAACAUGUCUCAGAGAGAGAGAGAAAUGUCUUUGAGGGACAUUAUGUUUGCUGCUUCUUUUAAAAGGUCACUUUAAUUCUUCAAUCUCAUAUUGUCUUUCUGAUGUACUCUACACACUAAUAAUCUUUAGUUUUAAAACAAAGGGAAGCUCCGAACCUGAAAUACUUAAGUUCUUACACCCAGUAAGUUGAUAAUCUCACAUUGCCUGUCUGUGGACUACCAGUUUUAUUGUGUUUUUAUUUCAGUCUUGUAAAUAAUGAAAAUAAAUUAGACGAGGGUUGAGUUCUUUAAUCCUAAUUUGCUUACGCAGGACCCCCAAAAUCACUUUCUGCCCCUGAUGUCCCACCUGUCUCAAAUCCAAAGACACCUGAUCCCCGCCCUGUUCACAUGUUGUUCUGUCCCAAUGAAGACAGCUCUUCCAAAGACCGUCCCAAAACGGGCGGGUCAAGUUGUUUUGUGCACUAGAUUCAGAGCCUGUCAUCCUUUUUUAGUACAAAGUGCAAUGAAUGAAAAGGCACACAUUCAUUUUGGAUAAACAAUAUUGCGACUCCCCCUCAAUGAAACUUGCAGAAUGUGUUUUGGGCUGCGAUUCAUUGUAUAAAAUAUUUAUCAGUCAUUAUGGACAGAAGAUGUUUAGGCCUCAAUGUGUAACUACUCUUAAAGAAAUACAAAAAAAAAAGUCUUAAAAUGUAAUUAAAAAAACGAGUAUUUGGUGUGUAAAAAAAUAUAUUUUAUGUUGUUUCAAAAGAGUAACCAAAACAGGGUAAAAUAAUUUAAGUUUAGUGAAAAAAAAAAGUUUGCUUUAUGUUAGGAUCUGCCAGUUAAAGGAAUAAAGCAACAUUUAGUGAAAUCUGCCUUUUGCCUUUGUAUCAAGCGUUAAUGAGGACAUUCUUACCAUGCAUGUUUUUACAUUAAAUAGGAAUCUACAGCCAGUCGAGUGUUAGCGUAGUAUGGAGCAAUUUUCAAAGGUCACAACGAGAAUUUUUUGAGAGCUACCUUUGUUUACUUGCAAUAAAAUCCCUUUGAACAGUUUGGUCCAGUCCAGUUAUAGUGUCAGACUAGAAAAACACUUUAUUGUUCAAUAUUUAUUUUAAAAGGCUCAUCUGAGACGGUGUCUAGCUGCAGCUGCUCUUCCUGACAGUGAUGGUGAAGCUGUGCAUGGAUAUAUGAUUACUGUCCAGACGCUGACUGCUGCUGUGGUUCAAUCUGUGGCGCUGUUGGUGCGUCCACCUGUUACUGUUUGACCCUGUGGUUGCUUCUGAGACGGAUGCAUUUGUUGAUGUAGGAUUCCUGGAAUACGGCAGCUUUAAUACGACGCUCAGGCGGCAAAACUGGCACCGCACAAACUCAAACAUUGCACAGUCACUGUAACAAUCAUUAAAACCAACGUCACUACCAAAAUUGUAGCAAUAGCUGCAGCCACAGUGACAACUAUUUCAUCCAAAGUCUUACAGUCGAAGAGCUGCUGAACCAGCUCCUCUAGUUUUCUUUCUUAAUACAAUGAUGCGGAGUUGUAUCUGAGCAGCCACAGCUCAGGGUGCUCUGCCGUCGCUCUACAGGCUACAUGAUAUCAUAUCACACCACAGCUUAUAAAGUGACUCCGGAGAAUCAGUGCACUCUGAGCUGCUCAGAUAAAACUCUGCAUCAUCGCAUUAAGAAAGAAAACUAGAGGAGCUGGUUCAGCAGCUCCCCGGCUGCCCUGGAAUGAUGUAGCUGAUCCUGUUCAGUCACGGAUGUGCUUUUGUCAUUAUGAUUCUGGCUAUCUAAUGGUUUUAACUCUGACCACAUGCAGCAGUGGAGUGGAUGCAGCGAUUGUUUUGCUGGCUAAGCGUUGUAUUGAAGCUUCCAUGUUGCUGGAAAAAAAGCACAUAGAGCAAAACAAAUGAGCACAGCAGGUUCAAAGAUUUAACAGCUGGACACGUCCAUAGCGUCAUAGACUGAACCACAGCAGCAGUCAUAGUCCCAACAGUAACCAUAUAUCCAGCUACAGCCUCACUAUCACAGCAGACAGGGCCACCGCUCUCACAACCAGCAGCUGGACACUGGUGGAGAUCAUCCCUUUAAAAAGAAUAGUGAGCAAUGAAAGCAUCAUGUCACAUUAUUCCUACUUUCUGAUGUGUGGAAGAGUUUUAUAACUAGCCUAGAUCAUCCUACAAACUGUUCAUAUGGAUCAGGAGGAAAUGAAGCAUAUUGCAAGAGAACACAAACGUUAUUGGAAAGGUAACAAAAUAGUGAUGUGAGGUAACGCAAAUCAAAAAAUUCUUGUUGUGACCUGUUUGGGUGUCCAUAGCUGACCCCAUGAAAAAAAGCCAAGAUAGAAAAGCUAUCUUGGCUCUGUCCAAAAGUAAUUAAAUCUGUCUAUUGCAACUCUAAAGCUCACAAAUUACCACGUCUGGUUUUCAGAGCAGUUACAUAUCAGAAAUUGGGUGCUUUUUAUUAUGCUUCUCACCUCCUCUUUCUACAUCAUGGAGGACCUUCCAAUGCCUUUAAAGAGGUAGUUUAGUAUCUUUGCAGUUGGUUUACCUGAGGUACUCAUCCAUAGUUGGCGUGUUAUCCACAGUAGAUUGUGAUCAGUGGAGAAGCAGAGAGAGCUGAUGGCAGGGAAGCUGAGCACUGUGCUGCUGUGUACAGGCUCAGUGACAAAACCUAUUUUAGCCAACUAAAAAAAAAUCUAUCCAAGUGUAUACCAUACUUAGAAUCCCCUUUACCUCACUGUCAGACACCCUUUUCCUUUGGAACCACAUCUUCUCAACCAUAAAACCUCUAUAUUCCUUCACAUAAGUGCACCAGAGUUCCAGCAGUGCAACACAGGUGUGUUUAUGCGUAAGAAUACAAAGGUUCCACUGUUGGGGAACUGUGCCAAAGGAAAGGGCUGUCUGACAGAAAGGUUAAGAACUCCGAAUUUUCUAAAUGUAGUGUAAACCCAAAUAGAUCUUUUUUUUUUUCUUUUUCUUUGGUGGCUAAAAUCCAUUUUGCUGCUGACCACGUUCACAGCAGUGUACCGUUGAGCUUCCUGCUUCCUGCCAGCAGUCCUCUCUGCUUCUCCACAUUGGGACGGUUGCCAGCUGUGAUCUACUGAAGGCAAUACGCUGACUUUAAAUAAGUACCUCAUGCAACCCAACUUCAAAGAAACCAAACAAUCCCUUUAAGUGCACCUCACACAGACGAGUCCAGAGGAGGCUUCUGGAGGAUCUUAGAGUGAGGAAACUCAGGUGUGUCACACUUCUCACAGCCUCAAUGGGAGAAGCUGAGACAUAAGAAAGAAGCACAAGUGAGCUAACGGAUGAUGAAAGCUCCCUCUUUCUCGAUAGUGACAACAGGACUAUAUUUCUGAAAGCAUAGGCACUAUUCCUUUAAAGUUGUGAAUACCAUCACUGCGGUCAAAUUGGUGUAGAUGACUGCGAGUGAAUGUGAUCAUCCCCACUGUUAACCUGUAUAUUCAACCCUCUAAACCCAGAAUAGCUAUAGGUAAUACUCCAACAUCUAAGGCUGUUUAGUCCCCACUCAUGUAAAUAAAAAUAUGUGGGAUGGUACACUACAUAUUAUGUACCAAAUUGUAUUUUAAGAAUUCAAACUUUAGGAUGACACAAAGGGAAUUUGACCGCAUUGUCAAACUCGAGGGAUACAUUGGGCCAAGCAGCGAGGAACUCCAGUCCGUCUAAAAUUCAGCAAUAAUUUUUUAAUUUUAGUAUCAUUUAUUGAUCACUCACAUCUCUGCAUAGAUACCAAACUCAUUGUGUUCACUUGGCCCAUGUGCCCUCAAUCCCUGAAAUUCUCCCUGCCCCCAUCAGAAUCAGCUUCUUUCCUGCAACCUGAUUUUUUUUUUUUUUUUUUUUUUUAAUUGUUGCCUUUUAAACGAGAGUUUGCUAUGAUGUAUCGGAGUUGAUAAUGAUAUUUGCACUUGAAUUGUUAUUGCUCAUGUAAAGAAAUGUCUGGAUUUUGUAUUGUCUUUUUAAAUGAAUGGAAUUGGUGUUCUUAUUUUCUUGUAGCUUGUUUGUUCAUGAAAUGCUCACUCACAGUUUAGUCUAUAGAGAUGAUACACAUAACAUUAUCAACUGUAAAAAAAAAAAAAAAAAAGGAAAAAAGAAAAAAAAACUUAUGUACAGAGGUGAAUGAAACAAGUUUGUACUUGUUGCUGCCCAAGACACUUAUCAAAAUAAACAUACUGUACUUCA
Messenger RNA from Stegastes partitus (bicolor damselfish), 8425 nucleotides. It is a transcript of the gene scube3, whose product is annotated as signal peptide, CUB domain, EGF-like 3. NCBI's taxonomy places the organism in Eukaryota, Metazoa, Chordata, Actinopteri, Pomacentridae. Gene Ontology annotation, cellular component: cell surface. Gene Ontology annotation, biological process: signal transduction. The record is from RefSeq and is a predicted model, not a curated record. Bases 332 to 3379 code for a protein of 1015 amino acids. Gene Ontology annotation, molecular function: calcium ion binding. The transcript has 23 exons.